AACUGUUGCCGACAACUUGGCUACAAGUUGCUCAGAAACUUGGUGACAGGUUGCGGCAGUAGAUUGUCGCCAAGUUGCUGAGCAACUUGUAGCCAAGUUGUCGGCAACAGUUACACAAGCUGAAAGUUGUCGACAACUUGUCGUCAAGUUGGUCGCAACUCAGGUACACCAACUUUCUGAUCGGAAACUCUGGCUAUCAGGGUGGGAAUUUUCAUCACUCCUAAAAAACAGUACAUUUACGUGGGAAAAAUUGUUUCAAAUAAAUGUUUUAUUAUUUAUAUAUUUAUAAUAGUUCUGUUGAAUAAUUGUUAUUUAUUACCGAGCUUGUUUUUUUUAUAUUUUUUGUUUUAAGCAAAUAAUGUUUAGGAAUAUUGUAGUUGGGUUAUCUGGAGGUGUUGAUAGUGCUGUAUCAACAAUAUUAUUAAAACGCAAAGGUUUUAAUGUGACUGCUGUAUUUCUUAGAAAUUGGGAUACUGCUGAUGAAACAGGUAAAUGUUUAGCUGAUGAAGACUACAAAGAUGCUGAAUUUAUAUGUAAAAAAUUAGAUGUACCUCUGGUGGAAGUUAAUUUUGUCAAGGAAUAUUGGAAUGACGUAUUUAGUUAUUUAGUAGGUGGCUAUCAAGAUGGUCUUACUCCAAAUCCUGAUGUUAUAUGCAAUAGAAAUAUUAAAUUUAAUAAAUUCUAUAAUUAUGCACGAAAUAAUCUGAAAGCGGAUGCUAUUGCUACUGGACAUUAUGCGCGAACGUCUUUUGGAUCCUUCCUGGAGUACUAUAGUCCUGAUAAAAGAGUUAAAUUGCUGAAAGCCAGAGACUCUCUCAAAGAUCAAACAUUAUUUUUAGCUCAAGUUAAUCAAGAACCAUUGCGUAGAUGUAUGUUCCCUAUUGCAGAUUAUAUGAAGAAAGACAUAAAACAAAUAGCCAUUGAUGAAGGCUUGGACCGGAUAGCUGCCAAAGAUGAGAGUAUGGGGAUUUGUUUUAUUGGCACUCGUACAUUUCAAAAUUUUAUAACUGAGUAUAUAGAAGACAAACCAGGUGAUUUUGUUGACUGCGAAACGGGUAAAGUUGUUGGUAAGCAUCGUGGUAUUCAUCAUUGGACAAUAGGACAACGAUGUCGUAUCAGUGGAUUGUCAAAAGCAUAUUUCGUUUACCGAAAGGACGUUAAUAGUAAUACGAUAUAUGUAGCUUCGGGUCAUGAUCAUCCUGCAUUGUAUACACAGACAGUAAUAACAUCAAAACCUCAUUGGAUUUGCGAAGAACCACCAGAGUUAUUGAAUAGUAAUGGAGUAUUGCAUUGUGAUUUUAAAUUCCAACAUAUUGAAAAUUAUACACCGUGCACAGUUUAUAAAACAGUGAAUGAGCAAUUGAUUAUUAUUCUUGAUGAACCUAAACGUGCUGUUUCACCUGGACAAUUUGCAGUCUUAUUCGUAGGUGACGAAUGUGUAGGAAGUGCACCUAUUAUUAAUCCCGGACCAUCAUUUUUUAGCCUGGGAAAAUCAUUUCCUGAUAUCGAAAGCAAUGAUAAAGUUGCUGUACAUAAUAUGUAAAUACUUG
This is a messenger RNA of Microplitis mediator, 1550 nucleotides long. Its product is annotated as mitochondrial tRNA-specific 2-thiouridylase 1. Gene Ontology annotation, biological process: tRNA wobble position uridine thiolation. The transcript is spliced from 7 exons. Gene Ontology annotation, molecular function: sulfurtransferase activity. NCBI's taxonomy places the organism in Eukaryota, Metazoa, Arthropoda, Insecta, Hymenoptera, Braconidae. Bases 359 to 1543 code for a protein of 394 amino acids. Gene Ontology annotation, cellular component: mitochondrion. The record is from RefSeq and is a predicted model, not a curated record.